AUGGACUCACCGUCCAGUUCAGGCAGGCGCCGCACCUCUCGGCGCAAGUCGGGCGACAACAACGUCCUUAAGCAGAAGCUCCAGACCAUCACUAUCUCGGAUAACAGCGACGACGCACCUCCACCUAAAGCCGGCGGUAAGGGUGGGCCGGUCGUCAGCACUACACCAGGCAGAUUCACGCGCUCAUCGCUUGGCAAGGGCAAGGUACGUCUGUCUUUCCACCCUAGCGAUUCACUUGAGGCGUCGAUACUGAUAGCGCAUCCAGGCACUGGCUCAUGAUACUCUUGACGACGACGACGAAGAUCAAGUCCUGGAGUACGAGUUCACUUCCGAGGACGAAGUUAUCGAUGGAGAGGACGAACUCGACGAUGUCAACUCCGUAAUCACACUGUCUUCUGACGAUUCAGAUGACUUGGAGUUUGAUAUUCCCUCUCGUCCUUGGAAGCUCUUCUCGCUUGGCGAGCGCAAGGAGUGGGAACUCAUGUACGCCAAUGUCGCCACUCGCCCCAUAGGUGGUAGCUGGGAAACCACCGAGAAUUAUCAGCGAGAGAAGGAUGAGGAGAUGCAAAGCUAUCUGGAGGAUCAUCCGCUGGAUACGUGGGUCAUUCCGCGCGAUCUAGCCCUCAACACUUAUCACCACGCCCUAGAGCGCGCACGAUGGCGAACGCUGGGAAUUCCGAUCUACCAACCCGCUUCGGAGACCAUGUCGGGAGGCCUGAGCGGACCUCAGAUACAGUCGGCGCUGAACGUUCCGCGCAACAAGUAUCCGCGAGAGCCUCAGAGCGCUGUCCCUCGUCCACCUCCUCCAGGCCCGCCAUCUGGGCCACCUCCCCAACAGCAGCAUGCACAGCAAAUGCCACCUCGUCAACAGCCGCCACUGCCACCACCCGGUCCACCAAGUCACGGACCUGCCCCUGGUUAUGCUCCAGGCUAUCCUCCAUACGCUGCUCGUCAGGGUCCACCUCCUCCGCCGGCUUCUGGAAAUUUACUUCCUCCUCAACACUACGUCGCCCAGCCAAUGCAUAUGCAACCAGGCAUGGGUCGACCCGUGGGAGCUCCGCAGACUAUUCCUUAUGGAAUGCCGCCAAACUUUCCACCUCACGGUCUCCCCAGCAGCUUUCCGCCGUCAGAAUCGACUCGGCGUCCAACAGGGUAAGCAGGAGAAAACCGUGGGAUUUGACUACGAGCUGACGUUCUAAAGCAGGGGAGGUGUUCGUCAGAAGCGAGAGACCCCAAUCAACUCCACUCCGCCGCCGCCCCCACCUACACCGCCGUAUCCCGCCCGACAAAGACCUGGACCAGCUUCAGCUUCAGCUUCAGCUGAAAAGAAGGAAAGCACUCACGCUAGCAUCAAGAUCGCUAAACCCGCGCGACAGCGUGUUCAGCGCCGUCAGGCGGAAGCUGAGGAGUUUCCGUGGACACGCACACUCAUCGACUUUCCUCAGGAGAAGGCCAAAGCGAAGUGGGACGACACGAUCUACGAUGCUGAGGAGCUUGCAGAGAUGGAUGCCGUCCGAGCCCGCAACGUCCCCAUCAUCGACGAUCUCGAUGCGAAGGUCCAAGAGCAGCAACGUAAGUGUUCCUGACGAGCAGCGAUUCCAAGUACAGGUCACUAACCAUUUCAUCAGGCAUUGCACGUCAAGCAAAGAAGAAGAAGGACAAAGAUGGAGAGAAAGGCGAUGAGACGGAGGACGACUCGAAGGAGAAGAAGAAGAUGCAGCGCGGACAGCGCAAGGGCGAGUCGGGGGGCGACCCCUAUCAUUCUGGUGCUUUUGCCUUUGCUUCAGAGGAAGACGAGCAAAAGGCCGUCAGUAUGGGGUUCAAGGCACCCGACGAGGCUAUCGAAGCCGGCAAAGCCGGCAAACAUGAGCUGGACGAGCUCGCGAAGAUCAAGAUCUGCUGGAAUCCCGGCAAGAAGGGCAUGACGGAGAAUCUCGAGCAGGUCAAGUUCUCGGUCAAGGACACGGUGGUCACUCGCAAGCAACUGGGUCAGGUUAAGAUCUUGACGCAUCGUGCGGCGGAGUGCGUCAUCGACUUCUGUCCGGAUCUCCUCUGGCGUGGUAUGCUCCUGCGGAUUUGCAGUGAAGGCGGUCACGGCAACAAAGACGUUCGCGAUCGAUUUUGCUACAACGGAUGCUACUGCGACAAGGCCACCAUCACCAAGCGCAUCUCUGCUGCGCUCGGACAGAAGCAGCAGCAGCCCAAGUCCAAGGGGUACGGCGACGGCGAGUGGGAGUGGUACGAGGAGAACGUCAAAGACUUCGCCAAGUACAUCGACUACUUCGGGAAGCGCAGCAGUCACCGCAACAUGCUCAAGAUCCAGAUGCAGGGCGAGAAGCGCAAGCAGAAGAUGAAGGAGAGAGCGGAGCAGGAGACGAAAGACUCUGGCUCGGGGGGUGAGGGACCGAGCAGCAGAAAGCCCAGCAAGCGUGCCAAGCUCGACGACGGCAAAGACACGGACGAUGCUGCGGCCGAGUCGGAUGCGAUGGAUGUGGAUGUUGAUGGGGAUGGUCAGGAGUCCGAUGGCAGCGAUGAUAGCAACGCCGUGUCCAUCCAGGACUCUGAUAUUCUCGAUAAGAUGGAGGAUUGA
This is a messenger RNA of Lecanosticta acicola, 2590 nucleotides long. The record is from the annotation of a GenBank genome assembly. Lineage: Eukaryota; Fungi; Ascomycota; Dothideomycetes; Mycosphaerellales; Mycosphaerellaceae.